This is a messenger RNA of Dreissena polymorpha, 2281 nucleotides long. RefSeq lists its product as uncharacterized. NCBI's taxonomy places the organism in Eukaryota, Metazoa, Mollusca, Bivalvia, Myida, Dreissenidae. The transcript has 2 exons. Gene Ontology annotation, biological process: regulation of exit from mitosis. The coding region runs from base 12 to 1148 and encodes 378 amino acids. The record is from RefSeq and is a predicted model, not a curated record. Gene Ontology annotation, cellular component: nucleus.
AGCGCGACAAAAUGGAAAUUCGAAAACAAGACAAAAAGAAAAAUCAAACAUAUUUUAUUCCAAUAACGUUUGAGGGUGGACUUCAGUCACGUGUUCGCGCGGAGCUUGUUAAUGAGCUGCUAAAAUAUAUACUGUACGAAAGGCAACAGAUUCCAAACUCAUAUGACGAGCUAAAGAGGACAUUGGUUCAAGUUAGAAAUUCUAAAGAAACAGACAAAAGGUUGGUACCAAAUUUCAAAACAAAAAAGGCAGUGGUUAUGGUCCAGAAGUUAGAAGAGGCAAUGACCAACAUUCAAAGAGCCUUUGAACAUUGUCCCGAAAUCCUGCAGGUAAUGUUCACCAUAGGGGCCACCACUGUGACCCCAAAGGAAGUGUACUUGAUAAACAUGCCCCCACUGAAUCCUGAUGCUGAAAACCUCUCCGGCAAGGACAGUGUGAAAACAUUGUUCCGGCAGUUGAUCAUGCAGGAUCCACUUUGUAACCUGAAAAAGAUCUCAACCUCCAGCACAGCAGUUCUUUUGUAUGGACCAAGAAAAUCAUGUAUAAAUUGGUUUUUGCCAAGACCGAUGUUUAAAACCCCUGUUAGGGGCAGUAAGGUGGAAUUUCAGCUGUGCAACACGGUUGGCCAAGGUAACCAUGACCUCUCAAAAGACUUCACUGUAGCAGAACUGUCCGGUUUUGAGCCUUUUGACAUAUCUAUGGGCGAUACUUCUUCCAGUCCAAUGGCUAGCCAUAGGAUUUGUGGACAUUCUCAAAGCAGUGAAGACUCCAUAUCGGCCGACUAUGUCUGCAUAGAUUCCGCAAUCAGCAUGGACAUGUAUGAAAAUGAUGGAAGUGAUGAUGAAAGUGAGCCAAACAUGUCCAAUAUUGACACCCUUUUAGGAAGCCAGUCGUUGAAGCAUCUGUUGUUAGAUUCAAACUUAAAUUCGAACAAUUCAAAACAAAUGAAGAAGUCUGCUUCAACAAGUUCAAUACUUUCUCAAACAAGUGUUAUUUUGAAAUCAGUUUCAAGUGUUGAAGAUAUGGAUAUCGGUGUUACACAAUUGCAGGACUUUCAUAAAAUCGAUUCAGAAAAUAUUUGGUACCAGUCGCCAAUUUCAAUUAAAGGUUACAAAAUAUCAAAUGACUCUUUGGUGCAAAAUAGUUAACUAAUGAAUUUUAUACCCAUGGUCUUUCUCAUUUGAAUGAAGUGCUCAUAAUUGUACAAAGUAAUUUUAAGGUUACUGCUUGUAUAAUAAUGUAUUAUGUAUAAUGUUGGUGUUCAAUUUGAUCCAUGGUGGAAAUCAAUGAUUUGAAUUACUAGUAAUAUACAUGUAGAUGUAUAUCAUUUUAUUCAUGCAUGUAAUUAUUUUUUCAAAUUUAAAUAAAUCUGAAUAUGUAAUUCAAAGUUUAUGAGGGCUGUCUGUGCUUAAGGCAGCAUUAUAGAGGACCCAGAUUGGGUCUCAGCACUCCUACCUUAGUCUAAAAAUACACUCUCGAAGUUGGGAUAAAUUUUGAAUAUAAGCUGCUAUUUCAUUUAUUGUAUUUAGUUUAUAACCAGGUUUUUGGUGAAGUUGACAAAUCCUGGUUAUAAGAUUGACCUCUUGAGUUCAGUGUCAAACAAAUUGUUGAUCACUAAAGUUUGCAUCGGCCAAUCUUGAUAAAACUUAAGAUAUUUAGCAAGCUUGCGUUGAGACCUAGCUUGGUAUUGUACUUUGAGCUAGUUGUGUGAUGGUCAUGGUUAUUGUGACUAAACAUUAAAGAUUGUCUCCGCUCAAUAACUUUAUGUUUCGAUGGAGGUUUUGAAUUUGAUCUUAAGUUUUGUUUGUUUGUAAUUUACAUGAAGACCUAGCAUUGGAUUGUAUUUGUUAUAUCUCAUGACAUAAAAAGGUCGCUGUAACUUAAAAUAGAAAAACAGCAAACAGAUAGUGUUAAGUCAAUUACUUUUGUUGGCAUAGACCAAUCUAGAUGAAACUUUGGUUACAGCAAGCUUGCAUGGAAACAAAGUUUGUGAUUGUAUUUGAGACUACGAGGGUCAACGUAACUGUUACUAAGGAUAAAAAAGGGUUUCGGUGUAAUGAAACUUUUUUUGUAGUGUAGCUUACAUGAAGACUUGCAUGGUGCGGGUUGGUCAAGGUCACUACUACUAAAAAAUAGAAUCAUUGUUUCCACUUAAUAACUUCGGUUCAGAUGUAGGUUUUGCAUACGGAAAUGUGUAGUUUGCUUACGUACAAACCUACAAAACCUGGUUUAGUUGCGUGGCAAUGUUUUUUGUUAUUGAAAUAAACAUGUACUCAAUUUU